UCUCUAAAAUGUCUGAUAAGGUCAGGAUAACGCAGGAGCGCUGUGUCAGGAGUGGCGCAUGCGCAGUUCGCGCGCCUCUGCCCGUGUGCACAGGAGCGCCCGGAGAACAGCGAGCACAAACGCACUGAUGCAAACGUCCAUUUAGGAUGCUCCGUUCAUACUACCAGGUUUGCUGAUGAUUUUUGUUUUUUGAGUAUUUUCAGUUUCAUUGUGUCACAUUUGGAUCCUUGGCAUCAAACGGAAGAUUUGUCGCAUGACCUUGUGCUGAAUGUCAUUAGGACCGAAUAUAAGCCCAUUACGGACAAUUAGGACCUAUCCUGCAAAGAUGGAUAUUGUAACACAUUUAAUCAACGACACUAUCAAAUUCUACAAAUGGAGCCUUACCAUUGCAGACAAGCGUGUGGAGAAAUGGCCCCUGAUGGACUCUCCUCUCCCCACGCUGGCUAUCAGCUCCAUGUAUCUGCUUUUCCUCUGGCUGGGGCCAAAGUUUAUGCAGAACAGGGAGCCUUUCCAGCUCAGAAAGACCCUUAUUGUGUACAACUUUAGCAUGGUUAUCCUUAACUUUUUCAUCUUCAAAGAGCUCUUCCUUGCUGCAAGGGCAGCGAACUACAGCUACCUCUGCCAGCGAGUGGACUACUCUGAUGACCCUAAUGAAGUCAGGGUUGCAGCUGCUCUGUGGUGGUACUUUGUGUCAAAGGGGGUUGAAUAUCUGGACACAGUGUUUUUCAUACUUCGUAAGAAGUUCAACCAUGUCACCUUUUUGCACGUUUAUCACCACUGCACCAUGUUCACUCUGUGGUGGAUCGGCAUCAAGUGGGUUGCAGGUGGACAGUCAUUCUUUGGUGCUCAUAUGAAUGCAGCAAUCCAUGUCCUUAUGUAUCUUUAUUAUGGACUGGCAGCCUGUGGGCCAAAAAUCCAGAAAUACUUGUGGUGGAAGAAGUACCUGACAAUUAUCCAAAUGAUCCAGUUCCACGUCACUAUUGGUCACACUGCUCUUUCCCUCUACACUGACUGCCCCUUCCCUAAAUGGAUGCACUGGUGUCUGAUUGGUUAUGCCAUCACCUUCAUUGUCCUCUUUGGGAACUUCUACUACCAGACAUAUCGCCGCCAGCCACGUCGUGAAGGUCUGUCCAAGUCAGGCAAGGCACUGUCGAAUGGAGCUCCUAAUGGAAUGACAGUCAGUAAUGGAGUGAGUGGCAAGAUGGUGGAGAAGCCUGUGAUAGCAGAAACUGGGAGGAGGAAGAGGAAGGGCAGGGCAAAGCGUGACUAGAGAAGAUGAAGUGAUGAAAGGCAGAAACAGGCAGAUUUGAGAAAGGAUGUAUAAGAUUGGACAUUUGUUAGGAACAAGUACAUUUGUGGGAUGCUUGGGAUGAGGAUAUGCCUGUUUGGAGGAAGCUCAAAGGUUUACAGCACUAUGUGGGGAUUGCCACCAUCAGUCAGGAUGGUUGUGAUUAGAAUUAUUUGUUAAAAACAAAAUUGUGAUCCUUCUCUUUACAGCAUUGUUUUUGCUGAUUAUAUGCAUAAGCAACACUGUAAUUAGAAUAAAAUAUGAUUGAUGGUCAAGGGAGCCUAAGAUCUCUAUCAAAGCAUACUAUUAUUUAAAUUAUCCUUUUUUUUAAUAAUCAUUAUCUUCCUGUGUGUCUACGUUUAAAGUCCUCAUACUUCAGGCCAGAAUUUCAGCACGUUUACAUACCUCUCACUACAUAAUCAAGUAAAAACAAACCAUCAAGCCAUCUCUGCUUUUUACUUUUGUUCCAUACCUAAUGCCUUUAAAAUAUCCAGAUUGAGCUCUUUCUGAAGCAGUUCUUCCUAAUUUUGCAUUAUCUGUACUCUAUCACAGCUGUUGCUUUAUUCUAUACAUGCUUUUAAUAUUAUUUAUGAGUUGACUUUGUUGUGUCCAGGGGUAAACCCUGCUUUAUUUAUGUAGUUGUAUAAACACCAACCAAUGUUCCUUAUGUUUCCACAUUUUUAUGUUUCAUUUAUUCAAAAAAGUAUUAGUCAUCACUUUUAUUUCUUUUAAAGGAUUUUAACAGCAGCAGUUUGUGAUGCAUAGCUCCUGUAUAAUUGCCUUUUCCUGAGACUGUAAGAGGGAAAAUGUUUUGACGUUUCACUAUUAGCAGACUGUGACCAUAAAGAUUUUAGAGACAUAAUCUUCAAGUUAUAAAUACAACACAUGUCGAUAAAAAUACUCUCAGAAGCCUGUCAAUGCCAUUUAAAAUAUUCAAUUGUUUCUCAACUUUGUCUUAUAAAGCAGCAUCUCAUCAUUUUGAAUCACCCAAAAAUGCAAAGCUGUUGUGUUUUGUCUUCUUGAAUAAUUGUUUUCAUGUUGUAUAUGCUGUGCAAUUUUGUACAUUGUGCUUUUAAAAAUAAAAUGGCUAUCAUGAAGGGACACA
Molecule: messenger RNA, 2393 nt
Organism: Tachysurus vachellii
Lineage: Eukaryota; Metazoa; Chordata; Actinopteri; Siluriformes; Bagridae
Gene: elovl4a
Product: ELOVL fatty acid elongase 4a
Exons: 7
Coding region: 269-1270 (333 amino acids)
Biological process (GO): fatty acid elongation, polyunsaturated fatty acid; fatty acid elongation, monounsaturated fatty acid; sphingolipid biosynthetic process
Cellular component (GO): endoplasmic reticulum membrane; endoplasmic reticulum
Molecular function (GO): fatty acid elongase activity
Source: RefSeq, a predicted model, not a curated record